Molecule: messenger RNA, 1213 nt
Organism: Polypterus senegalus (gray bichir)
Lineage: Eukaryota; Metazoa; Chordata; Cladistia; Polypteriformes; Polypteridae
Gene: plcxd3
Product: phosphatidylinositol-specific phospholipase C, X domain containing 3
Exons: 4
Coding region: 168-1091 (307 amino acids)
Biological process (GO): lipid metabolic process
Cellular component (GO): synapse
Molecular function (GO): phosphoric diester hydrolase activity
Source: RefSeq, a predicted model, not a curated record
CAUGUGUCAGCUCCGCGCCAUCCUGUAGGUGUGGCUCCUCUCGUCUUCUCUGUUCUCGCAGUGUGGCUCUCCAGCGAGCGGAGGAGAGUAAAUAGAGACUGGGGUCUUGCACGGCAUAGUGAAAAGAGGCAUUCGGACAGACGGGACACAGACACAGACAAACUACGAUGGCCUCUUCUCACGGGAGAAACGAUUUGAGGUUCGCUGACUGGAUGGCAAGUUUACCGGAGAGCAUCCACGAUACCCCUCUAACCAACCUGGCGAUCCCGGGCUCUCAUGACUCCUUUAGCUUCUACAUUGACGAGGCAUCUCCAGUUGGUCCAGAACAACCAGAAACUGUCCAGAACUUCGUAUCUGUCUUUGGAACUGUAGCAAAAAAACUGAUGAGAAAAUGGCUGGCAACCCAGACAAUGAACUUUUCACAUCAGCUGGAGGCUGGAAUUCGAUUUUUUGAUUUGCGCAUAUCAACUAAACCUAGAGACCCUGACAACGAACUUUAUUUUGCACACGGCUUGUUCAGUGCAAAAGUUAAGGAAGGUCUGGAGCAAAUCAAUACUUUUUUAGCAUCCCAUUUACGAGAAGUGGUUUUCUUGGAUUUUAAUCACUUUUAUGGAAUGCAGAACUCCCACCAUGAGAAGCUGGUCCAUAUGCUCCAUGAGAUUUUUGGGAAUAAGCUCUGUCCUGCUAUAUUUGCUCAGGAGGUCAGUCUCAAGUAUUUGUGGGAAAAAGAAUAUCAAGUUCUAGUCUUUUAUCACAAUCCUGUGGCUUUGGAAGUACCUUUUCUCUGGCCUGGCCAGAUGAUGCCUUCUCCGUGGGCUAAUACCACUGACCCAGAUAAACUAAUUCAGUUCCUGCAAUCAACCAUUAAGGAGCGCCGCAGAAAGGGGACGUUCUUUGUAUCACAAGUUGUGCUUACUCCCAAAGCCAGUACAGUCAUGAAGGGUGUAGCUAGCGGCCUGAGGGAAACGAUUACUGAAAGGUCUCAUGGUGAUGGAGACGAUCCCUGCUGCAUCAGGGGCAAACUAGAAAUCAGUCCUGAAUGGAAUGUCAGUUCACCUGCCACGUCUCAUUUUUUUACUGAUUAUUUUUAAAACAUGCAACAUUUUACAAGCAGUAAUACAAGUAAAAGGAACAAGUAAGACCUUGUCCACUUCCUCUUCCAGCUCCAGACCACGCCCUCCAAUGACAUCACUUCCACCUUUUUCCUCCAGAU